Molecule: messenger RNA, 506 nt
Organism: Ectocarpus sp. CCAP 1310/34
Lineage: Eukaryota; Phaeophyceae; Ectocarpales; Ectocarpaceae
Source: the annotation of a GenBank genome assembly
UUGCUCCGCGAAACCGUAGCUCUCGUUUGAGCACCACAGCGUGGCACGCCGAGCAUUCCACCCCGAGAUACAGCCGAGGAAGCCCCCACCGCUCCCGCUACUAGCCACCUUAGUCGUUUCCUUGGGAUUUUUGCUAAGCAUGACCCGGCGCAAGGUGGACGAGGAGCAGGUUCGGAAGGCCUGUGUAGCGAUAGAUGAUGGAAUGUCGGUUAGGAAGGCUGCUGGGGUCUUUGGGGUAGGUCGUACGUCCAUCGAAGACCGCCGCCGUGGCAAGGUGGCCAUGAACGCGAAGGUUGGUGCCGAGACCAUCCUGAGCAAAGAAGAGGAGGAUUCGCUGGAAGAUAUUCUGCUGUUUGCUGCUCGCAACUUCUUGGCUGUGGGUCGGGUUCACCUCAGAGAUGCGGUGCGACGACUCUGCAACGACGGUCGGCGGAUCCCUUGGGAUCCAGAGAAGGGUCCGGGGAAAGAUUGGCUUGCGGGCUUCCGUCGUAGGCACCCACGGGUCG